Messenger RNA from Candidozyma auris, 1320 nucleotides. RefSeq names its product mannose-6-phosphate isomerase PMI40 (gene PMI1). The transcript has a single exon. The record is from RefSeq and is a predicted model, not a curated record. Gene Ontology annotation, molecular function: zinc ion binding; mannose-6-phosphate isomerase activity. Gene Ontology annotation, biological process: GDP-mannose biosynthetic process; carbohydrate metabolic process. Lineage: Eukaryota; Fungi; Ascomycota; Pichiomycetes; Serinales; Metschnikowiaceae. Gene Ontology annotation, cellular component: cytosol. The coding region runs from base 1 to 1320 and encodes 439 amino acids.
AUGUCCAAACUCUUCAGAAUUGACUGCGGCUUCCAAAAUUAUGACUGGGGCAAAAUCGGUUCUUCCUCUGCCGUGGCCCAGUUCGCUGCCAAAUCCAACCCAAACACCAAUAUUGAUGAGUCCAAGCCUUACGCUGAGCUCUGGAUGGGAACACAUCCUUCUGUUCCUUCUAAGGUAGUUGAUGACGAGACGCUCUCAGGUAAAGUCUUGAGAGAUGUGGUGUCAUCAGACGCGACCACCUACUUGCAUCCAUCUGUGGUCGAGAAGUUUGGCUCCGACAAGGAGUUGCCCUUCUUAUUCAAAGUCUUGUCGAUUGAAAAAGUGUUGUCGAUCCAGGCUCAUCCAGACAAGGCGUUGGCCAAGCAGCUCCAUGCUAGUGACCCUAAGAACUACCCUGACGACAACCAUAAGCCCGAGAUGGCCAUUGCCGUGACAGACUUUGAGGGUUUCUGUGGGUUCAAGCCUUUAGACCAGAUUGCCGCUACUUUGAAAGCAGUGCCUGAGCUAUACGAGAUUGUUGGUAACAAAAUCGCACAGGAGUUCAUCAGCGGCAUCAAGUCGGACGUCGAGGUUGGCUCAGAAGAGGAUAAACACAACAGAAAGCUUCUCCAAAAAGUUUUCGGUGCAUUGAUGAAUACUGACGACAAGACGAUCGAGGAAAAAGCUACUUCGUUGGUGCACAAGGCUGAGACCAACCCAGAGGUGUUUGAUCAAUUGGCACCUAACUUGGCCAAAUUGAUCCUCAGAUUGAACAAACAGUUCCCCAAAGACAUUGGUCUUUUUUGCGGAUGCUUGUUGUUGAACCACGUGUUGCUCAAUGUCGGCGAAGCCAUGUUCUUGCAAGCUAAAGACCCUCACGCCUAUAUUUCUGGUGAUAUCAUAGAGUGCAUGGCUGCGAGUGAUAAUGUUGUGAGAGCUGGAUUCACGCCGAAGUUCAAGGACGUUAAGAACUUAGUGGAUAUGUUGACAUACUCUUACGAAUCAGUUGAGAAGCAGAAGAUGCCUUUGUUACCAUUUGACCGCUCGAGAGGCGACGCUGUCAAGUCUGUCUUGUACGACCCACCUAUCGCCGAAUUCGCAGUCUUGCAAACGAUCUUCGACAAGAAGGCUGGUCAGAAGCAAGUGUUUGACGAGUUUAAUGGCCCCUCAGUGGUAAUUGCCACCAACGGUAACGGCACCAUCAGGAUUCAGGGCGGCGAGGAGGACCACAAGGUGGAGAAAGGUUACGUCUACUUCGUUGCACCCAACACGGCCAUCGAGUUAGAGUCAUCUUCUACAGAUGAGCCCUUCACAACAUACAGAGCAUUUGUUGAAGCAUAA